Molecule: messenger RNA, 5238 nt
Organism: Neoarius graeffei (lesser salmon catfish)
Lineage: Eukaryota; Metazoa; Chordata; Actinopteri; Siluriformes; Ariidae
Gene: bcl2a
Product: BCL2 apoptosis regulator a
Exons: 2
Coding region: 708-1322 (204 amino acids)
Biological process (GO): extrinsic apoptotic signaling pathway in absence of ligand; intrinsic apoptotic signaling pathway in response to DNA damage; negative regulation of intrinsic apoptotic signaling pathway
Cellular component (GO): mitochondrial outer membrane
Molecular function (GO): protein heterodimerization activity; protein homodimerization activity
Source: RefSeq, a predicted model, not a curated record
UUCAACGCUUGACGUUACCUUUCUACCGAGAAAUGCUCCAGUGUAACAUCUGAUAGAGGGGAAGGUGGAGUGGAGUGCAGCGCGUGCGCUCAGUUCAUACCGAUUUCUCUUCCGUCUUUUUCACGGGUGUCACUGAAUGCGCGUGAGAUUCUAAUGCAGCGGAGGGGGCAAAUACAUUAUUUUCGCCGCACGUGCAGUAUUUAUAAAAAAAAAAAUUAUAGAUGAAAUUCUGAACGAGGGGCGAAAUCAACGCACGCGCUCCAAGUUUGCUCGGUGAAAAAGGGGCGUUCCUCCGUGCUCUCGCCUGCGGAUCAAGGCGGACGCUCGCUCGCGCACAGAAGCUCCCGGUGGUCCCACCGCAAAGCGCGCGCGCCUGCCUGCCUAUAUAUCUCUCUCUUUCUGUCUGUCUGUCUUUCUUUCUUACUUACACACACAACUUCGGGGUCUGUCGUGCUAACCUCUCUCUCUCUCUCUCUCUCUCUCUCUCAAUGCUCCACACAGUCGUCACCGAUCGCCGUCAGAAAAUCGGCGCGCGAGACAGAUGUGACCGGCGUGAAAAUGGAUCUCUUGCUGGUUGUGCGGUUCCGCUGCUUGUGACAGACUGUUUCCAGGUUCUUUCCGAGAUGCGUUCGGAGUGAUCCGUCCCGAGUUACGCAUUCCUGUCUGCGCAUCAGUUCAAUUCAUGACGGUCUAAAAAAAAAAAAAAAAUGGCAAACCAAAGUCCGUAUGACAAUCGGGAUAUCGUUGAGAAGUAUCUUUAUCACAAACUUUUGAAGCGAGGCUACGUGUGGGAGUUCCGCACUGGAGCACAGGAAGACGAUGGAUUAAGGGAGCCGCCGGCGGAAGUUGUGGAUCGCAGGCCGCGCGCGCUGCUGCCGUUGCACCGCGUUCUGCGCGAGGCCGGUGAUGAGAUCGAGCGGACGUACCAGCGCGACUUCGCGGCCAUGUCGGACCAGCUGCACUUUACCCCGAGCACAGCGCAGCGCCGCUUCACCGCCGUUAUCGAAGAGCUGUUCCGGGACGGCGUCAACUGGGGCCGCAUCGUUGUUUUUUUCGAGUUCGGGAGCACGCUCUGCGUGGACAGCGUCAACCAGGAGAUGGCGUCCCAGGUGGACAACAUAGCAAGUUGGAUGACGGAUUACCUGAACGGGCCGUUGCAGAACUGGAUUCGGGAUAAUGGAGGCUGGGAUGCCUUUGUGGAGCUCUACAGUCAUCAGAGAGCAUCCAUAUUCCACCCCUGGCCCUAUUUAAAGACAGUCUUUGGCUUGGCAGCACUGGGAGCAGCAGGAGUCACCAUUGGCGCCCUUUUUUCUCAGAAGUGAUCAUCUGGAUCAUCAGCACUCGUCCUCCUUUCUUUGUCUCUCCUCUGGCUUAUGAAGGCACUUGGUUUAUCAGUGUAUCACUGCCCCGCUGUUCCAUCCAUGUUGUGGAGCUGUCCUUGAAACUGGAGUGAGAAAAAUUAUUUAAAAAAAAAAAAAAAAAGAGUAGCUCCAUGUGUACUAUAACCAUCACUGCCAUGUAUAGAUCUAGAUACAAAUAUAUAUUUACACAUAUACGUGAACACAGCCAACCCACACAACUCCAAAAUUCAUGGACCACGUAAGCGCACACAUGACAAUUGGUUAUUUUAUUCAAACAUUAUUUCCAUUUGAACUUCUAUGAACCUGCAGUUCCAGAGGUCCACAUAUGAUCCUUACUAUGGUUUUAUUACUUUGUGUGUAGCAUGGAAUGAUGUAAUGUAGCAAAAAGAUGAAAUGAAAUGAGACUGCUAUCAAUGGUCCACUGUCUGCAUGCAUAAUGGCAAGCUACUUUUUUUGCAUGAUGGCCUUUUCAGCAUGGAAAAGCACCACCUGUGUAGGAUAUUGUUGGGUGGUUCUGUGUUUUUUUUUUUUUUUUUUAAAUAUCGGUCACCCUCUUAAAUAUUUUGUAGCGUACCUCUCCAAAGCAACAGAUGCUGCUCGUUCCUCAUUAGGCAUGCUCAUCUGCUUGAUUGGCGGGCGAGUCUCUGGGUUUGUCCUUGUCAGAUAACCACUAAGAAGCACCCAUGUCUCUUCCUUUCAACAGCUUAAAAGUUUUGUUCUGAGGCAUACAACACCUGAAUGUAUAAUAUGUCUCUCUGUGUAUGGUGUGACUCAAGACAUUUAACCUUUCCCAUCUCUUUGCUUUUAUCUCAUGUCCCUUUUUAUUUAAAAAAAAAAAAAGGAAAAUGUGAGCGCUAACAGCAGUCAUGUAAGAUAAUUUAAGGGAUAGCCGCAGAAAAGCAGGAUGCAGGUAGGGGUGUGUGUGUGUGUGUAAGUAGGACGUGUUGAGAGAGCUUAGCUAGAAAAGGUGGGUGUAUCUCGGCCCAUUACAGUGACCAGAGAUAAAGCAGGGCAGCUGGGGUCAGCCAGGUGUGGCAGGGAGGGGGAUUGGGAGAGCCAGGUGAGGUACAGUGGAAGGACAACAGAGGCUCCAUUCAGCCUGGCACAGCGGGUGUCCAGGGAACAGUAGCUCCAGAAAGAAAUGGUAGAAAGUGAAUAAUGAAAUUAUUAUUAUGCUCAUACAUUAUUUUCACAUUACUAGAAAGUCAUGGUCAAGUCCAUUUAUUUGUAUAGCAGUUUUAAUAAUGGACAUUGUCGCAACACCGAUGUUAUACAUCACAUAACACCCCUGGACAACUGAGGCAGCUCAGUGGUGCUCUAAUAACCCAAUGGAGGCAGACCUAGAAUUUGAACCUUAGACUUUCUGGACCUUCUAGUCAACAAGUACAAAACCAUGACUGCUGAGUUACCAUUGCGCCACUGAAGAACCAACGUAGUAGUGCUUGGGCCCCCAUGCGCUCCUGUGUCGAAGGACUUACCUUGAAACUAGACAACCUGAAACUGUGUGCGUCUGCUGCUGCUGCUUUCAUCCUGAACAGAACCUGUGCGGUAUCGGCUAUCCCAGUACUCUCUCUGCAGAGGAUUUUUAGGACAUUGAGACCUCUGCCUGUCCUGUUCGGCUAGGGACCUAUAGUUUUCCCUGGCAGGUGGAAUCUUUGACAAUCACAGCAUAAUAAAAUAUGCUUACUUGUUAAUGUUUUACUGUCAUUUAAUCUCAUGUAAGUGCUGUAACCUUUUGUUUUAAUGUAAAGGUCUAAGUGAUGGAGUUUUGUCUCCAGAAUGCAAGUCAUGAGAGUCAACAAAUGUAAUGGCAGAAGUCAUAUGUUAUAAAAGGUACAAAAAUGUGGACAUAAUGCAACUUUAAGCUUCUGCUAUGAAUGCUGAAUUGUCAUGUUUAUCCUGUAUCUUAUGAGAAUCUUAUGGGAGAGAUUUGAAGACUCGCACUGUAACAUCAUGUAUUUUAAUGGCUGCUAAUAAGAUGUGUAGCUCUCAGCAAUUUACCAUCCUCGUCUUUGAGACGCCAUAUGAUGCUGCUUUACGAUCCAGCAAAAACUGCCAGUUGUGGGGAGCUGUACUGAACUCUGCCCACUCUGUAAGCUUCACUCAUCAGGAAGGGUAUAAAGACUCGCAUGGCCUUUGUGUAAUUGUAUGAACAUUCCAGAUCAAGAGGAAUUGUUUUGUUGCCAAGUUUGGCAAAUGAGGUUAGGGCCAGAGUUUCCCGAAAGAAACAUUCUGUAGAUAACCGUUAAAGCAGUGUGAAACAUGCAUUGAGUAGUUCUAUUAAAACUAGUCAUUUUUCUUGCUUUUUUUCAACUUGUACCGUACAUCAUUAUUCAUUUUAAGAUAAUUUGUAAGGCAUUUUUGGGAAAUGGGAGUUAGAUGGUGAUACCCCCAACCCUUUAUGUAAAGUUGAUAGAAAUGGCAGCAAUUUCAGAUGUAACCUUACUCCAAGUUGACUUGUAGGAACUGUUACAAAUUGGAAUUGGUAAGGUUACAAAUUGGACUUGGAUACACUUGAUUUAUUAUUUCGCUGAUCAGUGUUUUCUAAAACAGAAUCUGAGGCAGGAUUGUGUCUCCUCUGUCUCCAGGAGCUAUUAUAAUGCAACAAAGUGAUGGACUUUUUUUUUUUUUUAAAAUUGAUUCAAUCAUCCUGCAGAAAGCCUUGAGGAGACACUGAGAAACGAAGUAGAAAAGUAAAAUACUUGUAGAGGAUCCCAGUGCAAACUUGGAGCCACUAAACAUGUGAAACUUGCACGCUUUGCAGUACAUCACUGUUAAUUGGUGUGCCCCCCCCCCCCCCCCCCCCCCAAAUGAGAUCACAAUAAUAGUUGGGGGGGAUUUUUGAAUGGGCUACCUGGGUUUGGGUCUAGGAUAACACUUUCUUUAAUUUAAUAUAUGUAUAUUUUCUUAUAUAUCAUUUGGUUCUCCCAUUAGCAAGAAAUUUCAAAGCCAAAAUAGGAAGUUUGCCCCAGUUAAGAAGCUGGAAAUGUUGAAAUGACAGAACAAAACUUCAUUAUGAAUUUGAAUGUUGUACCUAUACUGUAUGUGUUUCCUUCUACCACUAUACAUUGUUAAUGUUUAUGUCCAAUGAUAAAGCCUGAAAGCAUCUCUCUUGGUUCUUCAUUAGUUUAAUUAUCAAAGAGGGAGUGUUUAACUGAUCUGUUGUAACUUCUGUCUUUAUGGCAACGCCAGUUGGUAUUUGACCCUGUUAUUUGCGUUAUGUAUGAGUGUGAUUGUUUGCUCUUGUUUUUUUGUUUGUUUGUUUUUUAAAUUAUUUUGAUUGCAGCAUUUUGCAGUUGCUUUCAACUAUGCGAUUUUUAUAUGCAUUUCUGCAAUGUCUUGUUUUCUGAAAAAUAACCCCCAGUCAGUUAUGUUUAUAUAAAAUUGUGGAAAAAAUAGUUAAUGCACUUUUUUUCGUCUGUUUAGGCAGCUAAUCUCAUAGAGCCAUUUCCAAAACGCACCACAAUGAAAGAGCCAAGCCAAUCGGAACAUUUUUUUUUUUCCCCCGUUUUGUAAUUUUAUUGUUUCUCUUAUUUUGUACCUUUCAUUUCACAGAGUAGCACUAAAUUUAAUUACCAAACCCUUAAACCUGAACAAAAUAUCCACGGCAUUUUGUAUAUUAAAAGACGAUACCUAGAGGAUCAUAGCUUAUACUGUACUCUAUCAGAUCAUCUUAUUGCAGUCAUUUUUUGUUCUGCUUUUGAAAUGUAGCCUGCAUAAACCACUGUUCAAGCUGUUUUUUUUGUUGUUUUGUUGUAUUUUUGUUUUAAUUUGUCCUCAUAAUAGGUGUUCCCAUGUGCCCAUACUAUUUUGUCUACUUCUUCCUAUCAUAAGCUAAUAACGAUGUGUUCUAAUUAAAAGAAAAUACUUGCCUUAC